AUUAACGCUGGCAAAGACAUUCAACGCGAGCUCCCCUCGGCGCGCACACCCGAUGUGAGGACCGUGCACGUCGGAGGGCUUGCAAGUCAACCCCCCCCUUACUCCUCCCCAACUUGCUGCCUUCACCACCACCACAUGACGGGGGGCAACGUGGCGGCGGCGGUGAGGCGGUGGGAGCGCGCGGCACACGCAGCGGGACGCACAGGCAGACAAAGAGACGCUCGGCGCGGCGGGAUGCGCUCUGACGCCAGGCUUGGACCUUUUUUUGGGGGGAAGUAAAACACUCCAAAAAAGAUCUUUUUUUAUUUUUUGGGGAGGGGGGGAAGCCUGCUGGACCACCACCACUUGUGCCCUCUUCUGCUCCUCCGGAUGCUUAGAAAUGGGGGAAUGGACUAUACUAGAGAGGCUCCUGGAGGCUGCUGUCCAGCAGCACUCUACUAUGAUAGGAAGGAUCCUGCUGACGGUGGUGGUGAUCUUCCGCAUCCUGAUCGUGGCCAUCGUCGGGGAGACGGUGUACGAUGACGAGCAGACCAUGUUUGUGUGCAACACGCUGCAGCCGGGCUGCAACCAGGCGUGCUACGACAAGGCGUUCCCCAUCUCGCACAUCCGCUACUGGGUCUUCCAGAUCAUCAUGGUGUGCACGCCCAGCCUGUGCUUCAUCACCUACUCGGUGCACCAGUCGGCCAAGCAGAAGGAGAGGCGCUACUCCACCGUCUACCUGACGCUGGACAAAGAGCCGGACUCGCUGCUGAAGCGCAGCAUGCUCGGCGGUGGCGGCGGAGGAGGGGGGGGCGGCAUCGGCGGGGGCGACGACUCGGCCAAGAAGAUCAAGAACACGGUGGUCAACGGCGUGGUGCUGCAAAACACCGACAACUCCACCAAGGAGUCCGAGCCCGACUGUCUGGAGGUGAAGGAGAUGCCCAACUCGGCGGCCGCCAGAACUACAAAGUCCAAAAUGAGGCGGCAGGAGGGCAUCUCGCGCUUCUACAUCAUCCAGGUGGUGUUCCGCAACGCGCUGGAGAUCGGCUUCCUGGUGGGCCAGUACUUCCUGUACGGCUUCAACGUGCCCUCCGUUUACGAGUGCGACCGCUACCCGUGCAUCAAGGACGUCGAGUGCUACGUGUCGCGGCCCACCGAGAAGACCGUCUUCCUGGUCUUCAUGUUCGCCGUCAGCGGCUUCUGCGUGGUGCUCAACCUGGCCGAGCUCAACCACCUGGGCUGGCGCAAGAUCAAGACGGCCGUGCGCGGCGUGCAGGCCCGCCGGAAGUCCAUCUACGAAAUCCGGAACAAGGACCUGCCGCGGAUGAGCGUGCCCAAUUUCGGGCGCACGCAGUCCAGCGACUCGGCUUACGUCUAAAGAGGACAGCAAAACACACACACAGCCCCCCCCCCCCCCCCCCCCUUGCUCCAGCCAUCCUCCUUGCGCGUUUGGAACUUCUGACUAUUACGCACGCCUGAAUACGUGUCACGACUUUUCACCAGUGGGCAAGUUUGCUUUUCCCUUUUCUUUCCAUAAAUUCCAUGCUUGGAUUACUAACGCGUGUGCCGGCUUGCUAAAUUAUGCUUAUGAUUGCACAGAGGCAUCGUUUUGAGUUUGUACUCCGUCAGAGCAACCAUGUGUCUACUACACACACACACACUGGACAAUUCAUUAGGUACACCUGUGGUCAUGGGAAUAAAUUUUUUUAAAGGAACAUACUUUUGAGUGGCGGUGAUGGCAACCAAAGCCACAAUAUGUUCAUUUUGGCUUUGGGUGUGUCCUCUUGAAAAUGCACUGAAAAGAGGAAAACACCUAAAAGCUUAAUCCAAAAAUGUGCUGGUUUUUUUCCCACUUCAUCUCUAUCUAUAGUUAAACGGCACUAGUAAAAAGGACACUAAUAGAUCCAUAUCCAUAUAUAAACAUAUUUUUUGUUGCCUGUGUCACACCACUUGACCUUAAACAUAAGAGCCGCUCCAUUGCUUACUUCUAUCAACCGUUGCUGCAAACGCAAACGUCUGUGACUUCACCUUCAUGUCUUUUUGUUGUUGUUGUGUAGGACACACCAAAGCGCCCACAGAUUUUUAUGAUUCUCUUUUUUUCCCGCUUUUUUGUGUAAUCAAGUGCCAUACUUGUAUAUAGACAUGACAUAAAUGUAUACAUAUAUAAAAUAUAAAUAUAUAUAAAAUAUAAAUGUAUAUAUAUAUAUCUAUAUAUAUACUAUAUAUAGAUAUAUAAAAUAUAAAAAUAUUCACCAUCAAUGAGAAGCUUAUUUCCCCUGCUUGGACGCUAAUGGCCCUUUUUUUAAAAUGCAUUUAUUGUGAUUUCAAUGAAUAAAAAAGUGCAUAUGGACAGCUUUCUUCCAACUAUGGGAAAAUGAAGAUUUUUUUUUUUUUAAAUGCCCCCUCCCAUACACAGCUCCAAAUAAGAAAAAUAGCACAAAUUGACAUUUUUUUUAAUGAAAAUAAAAAAAAUGCUCUGGUGCUACAGUUUUGCUUUGAUUUUCAAAGAAUGGUUUGAAAAUGUAUCCAAAAAGACAUCCGAAUAAGGAAUGACGAGCAAAUAAAAAGUGGGAUUCAUGGACACUA
Messenger RNA from Syngnathus acus (greater pipefish), 2565 nucleotides. RefSeq names its product gap junction delta-2 protein-like. Gene Ontology annotation, cellular component: connexin complex. Gene Ontology annotation, biological process: cell communication. The transcript is spliced from 2 exons. The record is from RefSeq and is a predicted model, not a curated record. NCBI's taxonomy places the organism in Eukaryota, Metazoa, Chordata, Actinopteri, Syngnathiformes, Syngnathidae. Bases 380 to 1357 code for a protein of 325 amino acids.